Messenger RNA from Prorocentrum cordatum, 570 nucleotides. Lineage: Eukaryota; Dinophyceae; Prorocentrales; Prorocentraceae. The record is from the annotation of a GenBank genome assembly.
CUUCUCUAUGGCUCGAGCAACCUGGCCCAGCCUGCCACAGGCCGAGGGGCCAGCGGAGGGAUGAGCGCUCGUGUCCGCAGCCUCUCGAGGUCCAGGGUGAAGCCCGGCGAGCUCCCGCCCGCGGCCGUGAAGCACGUGGCCAAGAAGGCAGACGGCCCAGUGCUGCUGGACCCAAGCUUCUCGACCAUCGGCCUGGUGAAGAAGUACUACCAGAGCUUCGUUGCCGACAGCCCGCUUGCCUUCGCCUGGGCGCUCACUCGCCCCGACGGCGCCGUCUUCCGCGGCCGGGUGCCCGUCUUCGCGGAGGACGCGCCAGGCGCCAAGAUGUCCGUCUACCUCGUGGGCGCGCUCAUCCAGGAGAUGGUCUGGCAGCGCAGCGGCUCGAGCCUCGCGCUGUGCGGCCCGCCGUCGAUGAGCCACGCCCUCGCGGCCGCCUUCUCGCCCGGAGGGCAGUACGACUUCGAGGUCGCGGCGAUGCCCGUGGUGAAUGGCACCCAGGGCGAGCCCUUCGAGGUCACCGUCGUCGAGGAGGAGGCCGCGCUGCCAGCCGCCAGGGCUCCCAGCGGCCAG